AAACCUGUUGUCAUUGACAUCCGCGUGGGCGAUCUGUGUCUGUUCCAUUGUGCCACUCCUGGUGCUACCCUUGACAACGAAAUCUGGGUUGAGCGAAAGCGCCGCACGACGACCAGGUUUGGCAUGUCAUCUUAUGGCGUCGGCCGCGAUCUGGCAGCUCAAGAAACUACCUUGGCCCAGAAGUACAACAUUGACGAGUCGCAACACGCCGCUCAUGGAGGCUGCUUCCCAAUCCUGCUGAAGAGUGGUCUCAUGAUUGGCACCAUCACUGUCAGUGGACUCGCUCAGGUGUGGGAUCACAUUGUGAUUACCGAAGCUAUCGAGCAGCAUCUCAUGGUGCGA
This is a messenger RNA of Protomyces lactucae-debilis, 342 nucleotides long. RefSeq lists its product as uncharacterized. Lineage: Eukaryota; Fungi; Ascomycota; Taphrinomycetes; Taphrinales; Protomycetaceae. The transcript has a single exon. The annotation marks the transcript as partial. The record is from RefSeq and is a predicted model, not a curated record.